Molecule: messenger RNA, 1952 nt
Organism: Tribolium madens (black flour beetle)
Lineage: Eukaryota; Metazoa; Arthropoda; Insecta; Coleoptera; Tenebrionidae
Product: NADPH-dependent diflavin oxidoreductase 1
Exons: 5
Coding region: 123-1895 (590 amino acids)
Cellular component (GO): cytosol
Molecular function (GO): flavin adenine dinucleotide binding; NADPH-hemoprotein reductase activity; FMN binding
Source: RefSeq, a predicted model, not a curated record
UUUAAGGUUAGGUCAGAGCGGUUACGUCAGAAUGAACCAAAAAAACAUUUUUUAAUGUAAGUUAGGCAGUUUUUAGGAUUCAUUCCAUUUUUUUUUUGAGUUAUUACACAGUAUUACGUAACAUGUUCAUAAAUGAAAAGAUUGUGAUUCUCUACGGUUCACAAUCGGGCAAUGCCCAAGAUUUGGCUGAACGAAUUUGGCGAGAAUCGAAACGUUUCCACUUCAAAAGUACUGUAAAAUCUAUGGACGAUUACAAUGUUUUAGAACUAGUCAGUGAGCAGUGUGUGAUUUUUGUAUGUUCAACCACUGGUCAAGGCGAAGAGCCCGACAACAUGAAGCAGUUUUGGAGGUUUCUGUUGCGGAGGAGUCUACCAACCGACUCUCUAGUCAAUUUAAAAUACGCUGUAUUCGGAUUGGGGGAUUCUAGUUAUACAAAGUUUAAUUUCGCCGCAAAACGGUUACAUAAGAGGUUGUUACAAUUGGGAGGUCAGUCUUUGGUGUCUUUGGGUUUGGGCGAUGACCAACACGAUUUGGGGUAUGACGCGGCCGCUGAUCCUUGGAUAGAGUCCUUGUGGGCGAAAUUACUCCUCAUUUACCCCCUACCUACAGGUGUUCAACCUUUGCCAAAAAACCUCCCAAUUGUGCCCCGUUGGAGUGUCCAAAGUUCAAGUUUGAGUCAAAACCUCGCAAAUAAACCCCAAUCAAUUUACCACCCCAUUCGCCAACCUGACGAUUUCACAGUCACUGUUAUAGAAAACGAGAGGACCACCCAUCCUGACCACUUCCAAGAUGUCCGACUUAUUAAACUACAAACCGACGGCCAGGAGUAUUCCCCCGGUGAUGUCGUCCUUUUACGCCCCAAAAACCUGCCUUGGCAAGUCGAAACGUUCCAAAAUUUGCUCAAAUCCCACAAUUUACACUUCGAUUUGACCUUAAAAGUCACCCAAAACGACCCCGACAUUCCCGUCCCCGGUGUUUUAAACCAACAAUUGACGUUUCAACAACUAUGUGAGGAAUAUUUCGACCUAAUGUCAAUCCCAAGAAGGCACAUUUUCAAUAUUUUGGCCCAGAUCACAGACAGUGAGUUGGAGAAAGAGAAAUGUCAGGAAUUCACAACAGCUGAAGGCCAGGACGACCUCUACACCUACUGUAAUCGUCCUAAAAGGAACAUCGUUGAAGUCCUACAGGACUUCCCCCACGCCACCAAAAACCUCACCAAGGAACUCCUCUUCGAGAUUUUACCACCAAUCAAACCGCGUGAAUUCUCAAUUGCGAGUAGCAGUAAAAUGCACCGAAACCAAAUCCACAUUCUCCUUGCUGUCGUGAAAUACAAAACCAAGUUGGUGAAGGAGAGGUUCGGCUUGUGCUCGAAUUAUUUAGCCGAGUUACAACCGGGGGAUCAAGUGGGCGCGAGGCUCAAGAAAGGGAGUUUCCGUUUUCCGGCGUCAGACGUUCCCGUGAUCAUGGUUGGCCCCGGCACCGGUGUCGCCCCCUUCCGGAACUUCAUUUACGACCAAGUUAGCGAAGGUGUGGCUUCCAAGCGCAAUCUGCUGUUGUUUUUCGGGUGUCGCAACUCGAAUUACGAUUUUCAUUGCAAGGAGGACUUUCUCAGUUUGCAAAGAAUGGGGCUAUUAAAUCUCGUUCCGGCCUAUUCCAGGGAGCAGGAGCAUAAAGUUUAUGUUCAGCACAAAAUUUUAGAAAAUUCGGAUUUAGUGUGGGACUUUUUGCAACGCAAUGGUCAGAUUUUCAUAGCCGGAAAUGCGAAAUUGAUGCCACAGGAAGUAAGACAAGCGUUUGUUUCAGUGUGUGAGGAGAGAAUGAGCAAAGAACAAGCCGAGAGGUUUAUUGAAAUGAUGGAGAAACAAGGUAGGUACCAGACGGAGUGCUGGUCGUGAUAUUUUAGUUCAAUUUUAUUGUGUUUAAAAUUGUUUAAUAAAUGUUUUGUUACUGUU